CGAACCCAGCAACAUGAAAUUCUUCGCUGUCCUUUCGCUCGCCCUUCUGGCUGUGGCCUCCGCCGAUGUGAGUCACCUGGCCAACACCUAUCUGCCUCCUCGCACUGGUGCCGCCUCCAGCAGCUACGAAUCCUACCAGGCUGCCCCCGUUGCCGCCGCCUCUGAGACCUAUGAGGCACCCGCUGCAUCCACCUAUGAGGCUGAGUCCUACUCUGCUCCAGCUGCCUCCUACACCAGCGAGUCCUAUGCCGCUCCAGCUGCUGCUGCUGCUGUGGAUACCACCUCGUAUGCCGAGACCGCUGCCGAGGAGACCUAUGCCCAGCCUGCUGCUUCCUAUGUGGCUCCCGUGGUGAAGACCACCUACACUGCCCCGGCUGUGUCCCACUACACUGCUCCCGCUGUGGUCAAGAGCUACUCCGCCCCAGCUGUGGUCAAGAGCUACUCCGCCCCAGCUGUGUCCAGCUACUCUGCUCCCGCUGUGGUGAAGACUUACUCCGCUCCUGCUGUGUCCCACUACACCGCUCCUGCUGUCUCCACCUACACCGCUCCUGCUGUGUCCACCUAUACCGCUCCUGCUGUCUCCACCUAUACCGCUCCCGUGGUGGCCAAGACCUACACUGCCCCGGCUGUUGUGAAGACCUACUCUGCUCCUGCCGUCUCCUACUCUGCCCCAGCUGUGGUCAAGUCCUACUCUGCCCCAGCUGUCUCUACCUACACCGCUCCAGCUGUGUCCCAUUACACCGCUCCCGUGGUGACCAAGACCUACACUGCUCCCGCUGUGGUCAAGACUUACUCCGCUCCAGCUGUGUCCCACUACUCCGCUCCAGCUGUGUCCCACUACUCCGCUCCUGCUGUGUCCAGCUACUCUGCUCCUGCUGUGUCCAGCUACUCUGCUCCCGUGGUGGCCAAGACCUACUCGGCCCCGGCUGUGUCCAGCUACUCUGGAUCCUCCUCCGGCACCGUGUACGGUUCCAAUGGUGGAUACGUCUACUAG
Drosophila serrata is the source of this 994-nucleotide messenger RNA. Its product is annotated as cuticle protein 16.5. The record is from RefSeq and is a predicted model, not a curated record. Lineage: Eukaryota; Metazoa; Arthropoda; Insecta; Diptera; Drosophilidae.